AUGGCCACAAACAUCACCUACCACGCCAGCGCCCUCACCCGCGCCGAGCGCAGCACCCUCCGCAACCAACGCGGCCUCACAAUCUGGCUGACCGGCCUCUCCGCCUCGGGCAAGUCCACCAUCGCCGUCGAACUCGAGCACCAGCUGCUCCGCGAGCGCGGCGUCUCCGCCUACCGCCUCGACGGCGACAACGUGCGCUUCGGCCUCAACAAAGACCUCGGCUUCAGCGAGAAGGACCGCAACGAGAACAUCCGCCGCAUCGCCGAGGUCGCUAAGCUCUUCGCCGACAGCGCCUCCAUCGCGAUCACUUCCUUCAUCUCGCCUUACAAGGCGGACCGUGACACCGCGCGCGCUCUGCACGAGGUCCCCACCCCUGGGGAGGAUACGGGACUGCCGUUUGUGGAGGUCUACGUUGAUGUCCCUGUGGAGGUUGCUGAGCAGCGGGAUCCCAAGGGGCUGUACAAGAAGGCCCGCGAGGGUGUGAUCAAGGAGUUCACGGGCAUUUCGGCGCCUUAUGAGGCGCCUGAUCGCGCGGAGGUGCAUAUCAAGAAUCAUGAGUUGCCCGUGCAGGAUGCUGUGAAGCAGAUUAUCGAGUAUCUUGAUUCGAAGGGGUACUUGCCGCCUAAGAAGGAGUAG
Molecule: messenger RNA, 636 nt
Organism: Aspergillus candidus
Lineage: Eukaryota; Fungi; Ascomycota; Eurotiomycetes; Eurotiales; Aspergillaceae
Product: adenylyl-sulfate kinase
Exons: 2
Coding region: 1-636 (211 amino acids)
Biological process (GO): sulfate assimilation
Molecular function (GO): adenylylsulfate kinase activity; ATP binding
Source: RefSeq, a predicted model, not a curated record